AUGACUCAGAAAGUGCUCCUUCUUGGCUCUGGUUUUGUCGCCAAGCCAACUGUCGACAUCCUCGCUAAGCAGAAAGACAUCGAAGUUACUGUCGCAUGCAGAACUCUCUCGAAAGCCAAGGAAUUGGCAGGCUCUGUUGCCAACGCAUUGUCGUUGGACGUUACCGACCAAGAUGCUCUGGACGCUGAGGUCAACAAGUACGAUGUUGUGAUCUCUUUGAUCCCAUACAUCUACCACGCUGCCGUCGUCAAGGCUGCCAUCAAGUCGAAGCACACCAACGUCGUCACCACCUCCUACAUCUCCCCUGCUCUGAGAGAGUUGGAGCCAGCCAUCAAGGAGGCCGGCAUUGUUGUGAUGAACGAGAUCGGUCUGGACCCAGGUAUCGACCACUUGUACGCCGUCAAGACCAUCGACGAGGUCCACAAGGCCGGCGGUAAGAUCACCUCUUUCCUGUCGUACUGUGGUGGUCUGCCAGCACCAGAGGAUUCCGACAAUCCUUUGGGAUACAAAUUCUCGUGGUCCUCCAGAGGUGUUUUGCUUGCUCUGAGAAAUCAAGCCACGUACUGGAAAGAUGGUAAGAUCGAGAAGAUUGCUUCUGAGGACCUAAUGGCCUCUGCCAAGCCAUACUUCAUCUACCCGGGAUACGCGCUGGUCUGCUACCCUAACAGAGACUCCACCGUUUACAAGGAGCUUUACAGCAUCCCUGAGGCCCAGACCGUGAUCAGAGGAACUUUGAGAUUCCAGGGAUUCCCAGAGUUCGUCAAGGUUCUUGUCGACAUGGGAUUCUUGAAGGAAGAUCCAAACGAGAUUUUCUCCAAACCUAUCCCGUGGAAUGAGGCCGUUUCCAAGUACAUUGGAGCUGCUUCUUCUUCUGAAAAGGACAUUGUUGCCAAGAUUGACUCUCUGACCAAAUUCAAGGACGAGGCCGACAGAGAGAGAAUUCUGGCUGGUCUCAAGUGGCUGGGCCUGUUCUCCGACAAGAAAAUCACUCCUGCCGGUAAUCCAUUGGACACCCUGUGCGCCACUCUUGAGGAGUUGAUGCAGUACGAAGAGGGCGAGAGAGACAUGGUCAUUUUGCAGCACAAGUUCGGCAUCGAGUGGGCCGACGGUAAGACCGAGACGAGAACCUCUACCCUGGUCGACUAUGGUGUUCCUGGCGGCUACUCCUCAAUGGCCAAGCUGGUUGGUGUUCCAUGUGCUGUUGCUGUCUUGCAAGUCCUGAAGGGCGCCUUCCCGGGCCCAGGUCUCUAUGCCCCAAUGACCCCCGAGAUCAAUGACCCUAUCAUGAAGAUUUUGAAGGACGAGUACGGCAUCUUCCUGACCGAGAAGACUUUAUAA
Molecule: messenger RNA, 1338 nt
Organism: Ogataea angusta
Lineage: Eukaryota; Fungi; Ascomycota; Pichiomycetes; Pichiales; Pichiaceae
Exons: 1
Coding region: 1-1338 (445 amino acids)
Cellular component (GO): cytoplasm
Molecular function (GO): saccharopine dehydrogenase activity
Source: RefSeq, a predicted model, not a curated record